AUGAUAGAAGCCACGAAGAAGAAGAAUCGAAGAAGAAGAAUCGAAGACGAGGAAGAAGAAGACGAAGAAGAAGACGAAGAAGAAGACGAAGAAGAGAUCAAUGCUUUUUCUUCGUCUUUUUCUUUGCUUCUUCGGGCGUUGCUUUUUCCUCCUCGUCUUCGAGAGAGAAGAAGCAAAAGAGAGCCAAAGAAGAAGAAGAAGAAGAAGAAGAAUUAA
Messenger RNA from Trichophyton benhamiae CBS 112371, 216 nucleotides. RefSeq lists its product as uncharacterized. The coding region runs from base 1 to 216 and encodes 71 amino acids. The transcript has 2 exons. The record is from RefSeq and is a predicted model, not a curated record. Lineage: Eukaryota; Fungi; Ascomycota; Eurotiomycetes; Onygenales; Arthrodermataceae.